GCGACUUGGCGCAGCUCGAGGCCUCACCAUCUCGGUACAUAACCCCUCCCCCUACCCACAACCAGGUGAGCGACCACCUCCAAGAUCAGCAGUCGCUUCUGCUCGCUUCCGCAUAUCUGCUCCUUCUCCGUAUCAGCCGUGAUUCGAUCACGCACCAUGGCCAAGCUUUUGUUUCUCGUUGCUGUUCUCGUCGUGGCAGCAGCCGUGGCGGCUGAUGCUCACGUAUCACCUCUUCCUCCCCCCCCACCCAAGGCUGCUGCGCCUGCUCCGGUUCCCGCUCCUAGUCGCAGCCCCAUCGUGAAGAAGGUUUCGACCUUCUCUCUGAAGUGCGUCAUUCACAACGUGGCGACGAGGGCCAUAUCGGUGAAGCUGAUCGUUCGGGGCAAGGAUGCGGCGAAGGCUGUGGUGGCAAAGGCUGGGCAGUGGACCGCCAUCGGGCCCGUGAAGGUGGAGUGCUCCGUUCCGGUGGUGCACGUGUGGGUGUCAGUGAAGAACAACAAGGGCUUGACUGUGACGAAGACCUUCCCGAUCAAGUUGGCCGAGUUUCUGAAGAACAUCGUGCCCAAGUGCUCGAAGGUGCUGGCGUUGACGGCAUUUGAGAAGGGGAAGGGGAGUGAGAAGAGUCUGGUGGUGAAGGUCGGCAAGAAGGAGGUGCUCACCGUGAAGUACUAGAUCCCAGUCAAGUCAAGGAUUGUGGACCUAUUCGAGUCGCUGCAAUCGGGCUAUGAGAAUCAGGACAUGCUGUCCAGUUGGGGAGUUGAUCCGAGGGGGAUGGAUGCUGCUACCACCCAAAGUCUUGGUUAAGAGAUGUUGUUUGAGCACUGCCGGAUGCACAUUGCAUGAAUUGUAGAAGUAGAUAAUUACAGCUGCGUCGGAAGCGACUCAGUUCGAGACGUCGAGGACGUCGACAUCUUGAGAUUUGAUCGAGCACCAGUUCGAUAGUCAUCAUAAUGUGCAUUAGUUGGGGCUCGCGUUCAUUCUUGCGACGCUGAAUGCCACAACCUGCAAACUUAUUGGACCUUAUUGGUCAUAUGCGUGGUGUGUAUUGUUUCCUGAGGAGUUGGCUGUGUGCCGAUCUGAUUACAAGUCAUCUCUUUUCAAACGUGCAAUGAAGUUGUAUGGACAACCGCCUGAAGUUGUGAGUGCUAGAAAUGGAAGCAAUGCGGUUCAUUA
Physcomitrium patens is the source of this 1173-nucleotide messenger RNA. RefSeq lists its product as uncharacterized. Lineage: Eukaryota; Viridiplantae; Streptophyta; Bryopsida; Funariales; Funariaceae. The record is from RefSeq and is a predicted model, not a curated record.